Hemibagrus wyckioides is the source of this 1831-nucleotide messenger RNA. Its product is annotated as peroxisomal succinyl-coenzyme A thioesterase-like. The record is from RefSeq and is a predicted model, not a curated record. Gene Ontology annotation, molecular function: fatty acyl-CoA hydrolase activity. Lineage: Eukaryota; Metazoa; Chordata; Actinopteri; Siluriformes; Bagridae. Bases 102 to 1520 code for a protein of 472 amino acids. Gene Ontology annotation, biological process: fatty acid metabolic process; acyl-CoA metabolic process. The transcript has 12 exons.
CCCACUGGUUUCAUGUCACUGCCAUCAGAUUUGGCACUUAGGUAGUGGAUUGAACUUCCCCUAGAUUCCCAAACAGCUGAGUCACUGGCUGCCUUUAAACCAUGUAUAUCACGCGUCAUUUCCGCAUUCUCAGGUUCAACAGUAUUGUGUGUAGCCGGAAGUCUUUUCAUGUAUUUGCAAAGGCUUGUGGCGCGAGCAUUAUAAACAAGAUGUUACCUGCAAACAGGGCUCCGAUCCGGAUGGUGGCCGGCUGCCCGCGUCCUUUACUCUCGGUUGAGCCCACUCGGGGACUCGUGGACGAAAAACUACGGAUCGUCGUGACAAAUUUGAACCCGAUGCAGGAGGUGACCCUUCACUCUCUGCAUCAUUCAGAGGACAUGGACAUGUGGGAAGCAUUCGGACAUUAUGUGAGCGACGAGCAUGGCAGUGUAUCGGUGGCAAAGGACUCCAGUGUGGGAGGCACGUAUACAGGUGUGGAGCCCAUGGCCCUGAUGUGGAGCCUGAGGCCAGUACCAGGUAGCCGAACGGGACUAAGGUUGCGAAAGCGAGAUGUCCUCUCACCAAUGAUAUUCCACAUUUCUGUGUAUAAUGGACACAUCGCUCAAGGUUUUAACCAACUCAGACCGUUAGUGACCGUCAUCAUAGAAAGGUGGUACAUGGCUCCUGGUGUGCAGAGGAUCGAUGUACGUGAGAAAGGAGUCCAGGGAACUUUUUUCUUCCCUCCAGGUCCUGGCCCGUUUCCAUGUGUGUUGGACAUGUGGGGAGGAGGUGGUGGCCUGGUGGAGUAUCGAGCUGUCCUACUGGCUUCACAUGGCUUUGCUGCUUUUGCCUUAGAGUAUCUGUUUCUAGAGGAAGUCAAAAAAGUUGAUGGUAAUUACUUUGAGGUAGCGUAUCAGAUCUUACAGGAGCAUCCCAUGGUCAUAAGGGACAGAAUUGCUCUGUUGGGCCUCUCUUUCGGCGGUUCUGUUGUUCUAUCUAUGGCUGCCAACUCUUCUGUCAUUAAGCCCCGGUGUUGUGUAUGCAUCAGCUGCAGUCACGCCACACCUGUACACAGUUCUUUGUCUGAAGUCUACAAAGGGUUAAACACAUUGGCUUAUAAAGCACGUGUAGAGAACAAUCAGAUCAUCUGGAGAGACAUCAUCUUGCCCAUCCCAACAGAUCCAGCUGAGAAAGUGGAUGUUGGCCUGAUAAAAUGUCCUAUCCUUAUGAUUGUUGGUGAUGAUGAUCAGAACUGGGCCUCACUGGAGUCAGCUGAAGAUAUGAUAAGAAUGACUGAAAAGGCAGGGAAUCGGCAUUUGCUCGAGGUCAUCAUCUAUCCAGGUACAGGUCACCUGAUUGAGCCGCCCUACACACCACACCACAGAGCCUCUAACUUCAUGGUUGAUGGCAAGGAGAAAGUGAUCAUGCUUUGGGGUGGACAGACAAGACUGCAUUCAUAUGCACAAGAAGACUCAUGGGAGAAAAUUUUGGACUUUUUUAACAAACACCUCUGCAGAGCAUCUCAACAGGCCCGACUGUAGUUGUUUUUGUUUUGCAUUGUGUAACUGAUAAUAUCACUACCACAUUAUUAACAGAGGACCGCAUAUACCAGGGGUGUGGAAUCUUAUCCACAAAGGGCUAGUGCAGGUGCAGGUUUUCAUUCCGAUCAAGUAGGAGCCACAUCUGACUCCACAUGUUCAAUCAUCUCUGCUUUCAAUCGUCCCUGGUUUGGCUUCUGCUUGGGUGGCUGCUUGGGUACAUCAGAUCAGACUGUAAACUGAGAUUGUCUGUUUUAUGAAAACUUUGUAAAAUUGUUAAAAAUAAAUAAGUAAAUAAAUUGUUCUACAAAUUA